Molecule: messenger RNA, 295 nt
Organism: Caenorhabditis elegans
Lineage: Eukaryota; Metazoa; Nematoda; Chromadorea; Rhabditida; Rhabditidae
Gene: W09C2.10
Product: Neuropeptide-Like Protein
Exons: 2
Coding region: 4-258 (84 amino acids)
Source: RefSeq, marked reviewed
AGUAUGAAUGCACAAUGUUUUCUUGUCUUAUGUUGCCUUAUUGCGAUGAGUUUCGGAUUCUUGGAUCCUGUGCAAGUCCCUGAUAAAAAUGAAGCAAAUCGCGCAAGAAACUUCAUAACUGAAAAAAUAAAAAGCAGAUACCCACGUGCCAGUUUUCUUUCAAAAACUAAUCCACCAACAUUUGUAAAUGACCUGGAGAGCGAGUUCGUUUUUCACGAAAAUGGGAAUAUUAUUAAGUGCAUUUACUGCAUGUUGUAAUUAUUUAUUUUUUCAUUUAAUACAUUUUUUUAUGAAU